This is a messenger RNA of Clunio marinus, 3713 nucleotides long. NCBI's taxonomy places the organism in Eukaryota, Metazoa, Arthropoda, Insecta, Diptera, Chironomidae. The record is from the annotation of a GenBank genome assembly.
UCUUUACUCGCAUUCCCGUCAAUUCGAUUAAAAAGCUCAAACACUAAUUUACCAAUUGAACAAAAACAAAUUCUACGCUCAAGAAAAAUUGUUUGAGAGAAUUGUCGUUUCAGUUGAUAUCACGGUGUCCAGACUACAUGAUCGGAGAAUAAAACUUUACGGCAAUUUCAGCAGAGAACUAAACAAAGCAGAUCAUUGCAUUAUUAGCUUUAGAACUGUCUGGAUGUAGUUCGCGUUCAAUCCCCAGACAAUUCAAUAAGAAUUUUAAAUGUGAAAAACAAAAUUAAGAAAAAAAAGUGCAAAAUUGAUUGAUAAAAAGUUCAAGUCAACAAAAUGAAAUUUUAAACAAUACAAUUGCGUGACGAAACCGAUAAAACUGUGACAGUUUUAAUGAACUCACAGCUGAUUUGUUUGAUGUCUUCCGACAACUAAGUACGUCAAUUAGUGGAUUUUCUCUCGAACUUUUGUGCUGAAUGAAACUUUGCUAUUGGUUACAAAUAAUUCAACAUUGAAUCCCUAAGUGAUACAGUUUCAAGCACAAUUAGCUGAUUAACACAUGUGACGAUUUUCACAAGAAAAAAAGAAAACAAAUCUCAGUGUGUGGAUGUAAGUGACGAGUGUUUUGUAUCGAUGACCGAAUGAUAAGAAAUAUAUCAUCGCCUUUAAGUUUAUUGAUAAGAAAAUAUUUCGUGAUAACAUGAGGCAUUACUUUAAUAUAUAAAUUCCAAAUAAGUUAACAAUAAUCAUAAAUGAUGUAAUCAGAAAUAUGUGAGAAUAAAAUUCCGAAUUAUCAACAUAGAAUAUUAAAGAUAAAAGUGAUAAGCUGUCUGUGGAUAAUCAUCGGACGUACGUGAAUGUAAAAUCGCAUUGAGUAGCAUUAAAGUCAAUUUAUGUCAAUUGCUACAAUUGCAGUCUGCAGUUACAUAAUAAUAAUUCACGUAAAUCGUCCCACAAAAUCACCUAAUAAAUAUCAACAUAAAUAAAUGAACUUCAAAGUGAUAAAGUUUGAUCGUGACUAAACAGACUCAAUUAGAAGUUGCACAACGUGGAAGUAUUUCUAAAGUUGUAAAACGUCUAUAAUUAAUUAAGCUGGUUCUGAGAAGAAUACAAAUGCAAUGCAUCAUUAAAUGUGAUAUUAUCUAAAGUUUCAACUGACCCACAAUGGAUUCGCAAACGAACGCACUCUAUGACAAUGAAAACUUUCCGAAAUACGGCGUCUCAGAACUCACAUUUAAUGCACUCAACAAGACGCCAAAACCUAAACCCAAAUCGCUUAGAGAUAAAAAGUUUGUCAUUGUGCCAGCAGGUUCGAUGGAAUCUGGAAAAGGAAUUGAAACUUCCACAACUCCGUUCUUGUCACCAUCAACAAGUUUCUCAAAAUCUAAAAGUCAUAUCAGCAUGAGAGGUCAUAGAUUAGGUGAACCUUCUGUGACUUCAUCUAACCCCAACAUAUUUAUGGGUCCAAAAUAUGUGCAUCUGGCAAGAUCUGGCUCGUAUAUAUUUAAUGAUAAUGGAUCAACGCGAGUAAUCUCCGAUGCUUCUUCGGUUAGAUCGCUUGUAUCAAUCGGAAUGGGUUCAACUGAUGGCCGUCGAAUGGUUAUUAGGAGGGUUCCAAACUCACCAUCUGAAUUACUCAGCUACAUCAGCCCACCAACACCACCUGAAGAUCUUUUCGACAAUGAAAGUUUCGAUAAUUCAGAUUGUGUCGAUGACGACAAAAAUCUCAAACCACGAAGGCAGUAUUGGACAAGUAAGAUGCAGUUUGUUCUGGCUUGUAUCGGAUAUUCUGUUGGACUGUCAAAUGUUUGGAGGUUCCCAUACAUCAUGUACAAAAGCGGGGGAGGCGUUUUCCUAUUGCCAUAUUUCAUAACACUUUUGAUUUGUGGAGUUCCAUUGCUCUUCAUGGAACUUUCGAUUGGCCAAUUCACAGGACGCGGAGUGAUCGGAGCGAUUGGGCAAUGUUGUCCACUGUUCAAAGGUGUUGGUCUUGCCAGCGUGAUUGUUUCAUUUUUGAUGUCAUCUUACUACAGCGUCAUCAUUGCUUACUCAAUUUACUUCUUCUUCACAUCAUUUCGUUCCGAACUGCCAUGGACUGGAUGCAUCAAUCCAAGAUGGACAACGCCAGAUUGUUGGACACUUCAAAGAAAGAUGAUGAAUCUUUCACGACCUGACAAUCCGCAAACACCCACUGAAGAGUUCUUUCAAAAUAAAGUUCUUCAAAUGUCGGAGGGAAUUGAAUAUCCCGGCGCAAUCCGAUGGGAUCUUGUUGCAUGUUUGGUUUGUGCUUGGUUUCUCGUGUACUUUGCAAUCUGGAAAUCAAUCAAAUCAUCAACAAAAAUUCGAUACUUUACAGCAAGUUUUCCUUUUGUUUUGAUUAUCAUUUUCCUCGCACGAUCUUUGACACUUGAAGGUGCUGAGAAAGGCUUGCAAUUCUUCUUUAGACCGAAUUGGAGUGAGUUGACCAGUGCAAAUGUGUGGAUUAAUGCAGCCGGUCAAAGUUUCAAUUCACUUGGCAUCGCAUUCGGUUCGAUGAUCUCAUUUGCAAGUUAUAACAAAUACAACAACAACGUUCUUCAUGACGUCGUCGCGGUGUCGUCUGUUAACUUUUUAACUUCGAUGCUGGUUGGAAUCUUUUCCUUUGCGACUAUUGGCAACAUAGCUUAUGAGCAGAAUCUUCCGAUCAAUAAAGUCAUUGAAGACGGUCCUGGAUUGAUCUUCAUUGUUUACCCUCAAGCUCUAGCACGAAUGCCAGCACCUCAACUGUGGUCAGUGUUGUUCUUCUUCAUGCUUCUCUGUCUUGGAUUAAACUCUCAGUUUGCUAUUGUGGAAGUUGUCGUGACAUCGAUUCAAGAUGGUUUUCCAAAUUGGAUUCGACAGAAGCUUGUUUAUCAUGAGAUUCUCGUUCUCAUAAUCUGUGCAAUUGCUUUCUUCUUCGGACUUCCAAACAUCAUUCAAGGUGGAAUUUACUUCUUUCUACUCAUCGAUCAUUAUGUGGCUUCGAUUACAGUUCUCUUCGUGGCAUUCUUUCAAAUUGUAGCGAUUUCUUGGUUCUAUGGAAUCACAAGACUUAUGAAGAACAUUAAAGAGAUGACGAGUAAAAAUCCAUCAGUUUACUUUAGAUUUUGCUGGUUUAUUGCAGCACCAGCUUUGCUACUGGGAAUUAUGAUUCUUGCAUUGAUCAAUUACCAACCUUUAACAUAUCAUAAUGGAACUUAUGAAUAUCCAUUCUGGGCACACAUAAUUGGUUGGGGCGUUGUCAUAGCCACAAUACUUUGCAUUCCAGCUUUCGCCAUCUUCAAUGUUUAUAACAAUGAAGGAAGUUCACUUUGGGAGAGAAUUAAAAAUACCGGAAAACCAAAUAUUUAUGAAUGUAAAAUAUGUAAGGAACAUCAUUGUGAACAUGACUUUCCUGAAGACGUUAGUAAUGAUGAACAAAUGUUUCGAAGUCCUUCGAUUGUUCUUCAACCACCACCUUCUAAAAGAAGCUUAAGAAGUGAUGAGAAAAAUGUGAAUGGGACUGUCAAAAGUGAUGACAAGCCAACAAGCAGUAAAACUUUGAAAGUUCCUGAAAUUUAACAAAUGACUUUGAAUGUUUUGUAGAAAUAAAUUGAAUGUCGAUCGUUGUGGCAUUAAUAGAGGUUGUGAAAAGAAUCUGAAAUUGGAAACUUGUUUUUGUUGUGUUUUAAAUAAAUUAGAAAGAUAAUCAUUUAAAA